Molecule: messenger RNA, 1479 nt
Organism: Drechmeria coniospora
Lineage: Eukaryota; Fungi; Ascomycota; Sordariomycetes; Hypocreales; Ophiocordycipitaceae
Exons: 3
Coding region: 1-1479 (492 amino acids)
Source: RefSeq, a predicted model, not a curated record
AUGAUGACCGCCGACGACGAUCAGCAAAUCCUCGACGUGGUAUCUACACCCCCGCUCCCCCUCUCGAGCAUCCCCCAUCACGUCCGUAAAUACUCGGGCGACGUCGCCGACUUCAUCGAUCACGGCGUCGACCGCGCCGCCGAGGUCGUCCGCGACACUCUCGCAUCCUCCAAAUGGGUCCCAGACUCGAUACGACCUAGCGUCCCGGCCAGGUCGCCCGUUGCCGUCGUCGCCUCGUCGCGCGUCGAGCAGCUGCAGGACUGGCUCUCUCGGCACAGGCUCCUGGUCGGCGUCGUCGUCGUCGUCUGCGGCACCGUCGCCUACAAGGGCUACCGGCAAAGCCGCUGGCUGAAAAAGACUAGAAGGGCGAAGAGGGCGAAGAACGGCGGCCGGACCGAGGUUGUCGUCAUCGCCGGGUCGCCGACCCUGCCUCUGACCAAGUCCCUCUCGCUGGACAUGGAGAGGCGGGGCUUCGUCGUCUACGUCGUCUGCAAUGCGGCCGAGGAUGAGCGCCUCGUCCACGCCUACUCGCGACCGGACAUCCGCCCUCUGGCCGUCGACGUGACCAACCCCCCCGGCGCCGGGGCGGCCAUCGAAUCGUUCGCCGGCUUCCUGCAAUCAUCCCAGUCCCCCGGCCCUCACAUGAAGCCGAACCGGUUGACUCUCGCCUCCGUCCUGCUCAUUCCCAGCCUGCACUACCAGACGUCACCCAUCGCCACGAUUCCGCCCUCGAGCUUCGCCGACCUCUUCAACACCCACCUCCUCCAGCCCAUCCUCACGAUCCAGGCCUUCCUGCCACUUCUCACCUCCCGCCUGAAUCCGCCCGGGGAGAGGUGGAUCCCGCCCAAGGUCUUGGUCUUCACGCCGUCCAUCAUCUCCUCCAUCAACCCGCCCUUUCACGCUCCCGAGGCGACCGUCUGCUCGGCCCUUGCCGCCUUCACCGAAGUCCUGACGGCGGAGCUCCGACCGCUCGACAUUCCCGUCACGCACAUGCAGCUUGGAACCUUUGACUUUGCCGGCUUCGUGCCCGCCCGGGCCGCUCUGUCGGCCUCGGGCUGCCCCCGGGACCCGCUCGUUUGGCCGGAUGGCGCUCGGCACGCCUACGGCCGCAACUUUCUCGCCCAGACCAGCUCCGCCAUCUCCGGCGGUCGCAUCAGGGGUCUCAAGGGCAGCUCGCUCCGUCGGCUGCACAACACCGUCUUCGACGUCAUCGACGGCUCCGUCGCCACCGACUCGGUCCGCAUCGGCCUCGGUGCCAGCGUCUAUGGUGUCGUCGGCCGCUGGGCCCCGCGCGGCCUCGUCUCGUGGAUGAUGGGCAUCCGCCGCGUGGACGAGCUGUCGACGUGGAAGACGAGCUCGUGCGAAGGAUCGUCGUGCGAGGAGAGCGACGACGGCGAGGCCAUGGCGGCCACCGACUUUGUCGCCGUCCCGUCCGAGCGCAACGUCUGGAACUCGGACGCGGCAGAGAGCAACCUCUAG